Molecule: messenger RNA, 2136 nt
Organism: Rhodamnia argentea
Lineage: Eukaryota; Viridiplantae; Streptophyta; Magnoliopsida; Myrtales; Myrtaceae
Product: IRK-interacting protein
Exons: 3
Coding region: 329-1834 (501 amino acids)
Source: RefSeq, a predicted model, not a curated record
ACUCAUUUGCUUUCUUACCAUGACUUCACCGAACUCAAAAAUGCACGAAUUCGUAAACCAAACCCCGCCCGCGAUCUCGUUCACGAUGGUCAUGUAAAUGCUCAUCUUCUUCGUAAGGUUUUCAUCUUAACGAGAGAGAGAGAGAGAGUCGCCUCUCUAUCCCGCGACUCCUGUCGUGAAAAAGCAUGCUUGCAAGACGACGAAACGGCAACCUAGAUCUCUCCUCCCUCAGGAUAAAACUCACCCACGUACAGAAUUACGGCACAUAUUGAGUGUCCAACAGAGAGAGAAACGACCAAGGCAUGAUCGUCAUCCUUGGAUAACCACAAUGCCUCCUUCCAAACCAUCCUCUUCUCCUUCCUCCUCCUCCAAAUCCCCACCUUCCCCUCCUCUUUGUUUCCCUCUCCAAUCCCCCCAUUUCGCUCCUAUCCAAGAAUGCCAACGAGAAGAAGAAGAGGAGGAAGACGCGAACGGUGUCGAGGAACCGGCCUCCCACGCGCGGCCGGCGCCGACCACUCCGAUGCACCACCUCCCGACGCCGCUGCACCGUGCCCACAGGAGCGGCAAGCCGGCGAGCAAGAAGCGACAAGAAUCGUCCGGCGGCGAUGACGAUGAUGUCUCGGUGUCGUGCAACAACUGCCGCCCGCACGCGCGCGAGAAGAUCUCCGUGGUCCCCCUCGACACCGGCGGCCACCACCACGGCCUGGGCCGGCACUCGAUCCCGAGCCCCAACGGCAUCUUCAAGUCCAUCCUGUCCACGUUGACCAAGAGGAGCCCGCGGUCCACCGACGGCGCGUCGUCGGCGGCCUCCUCUGUGAGGGAGGAGCAGUGGAAGAUCGCCCUCGCCGAGCUGUCUCACAAGCUGAUACAAACCACGAGGAAGCGGGACGAGGCGAUCCUGGAGGCCUCCAGGCUCAAGUACUCCAUGGCCGAGCUCGAGAAGAAGCUCAACAAGCUCGAGCUCUAUUGCCACAGCCUCAAGUCCGGCCUCGACGAAUGCAAUAACUCGCCUCAUCGGACCCUCCGAAACCCCCGCCACGUCAACCCGAACCCCACUUCUAACGACGAAGUCGUCGAGCCCUUCCUCGUCGCAGUGUCGGAGGCUCGGUCCUCGGUCCGGUCCCUGAGCCGGUCGCUCGCCAUGCAGCUCCGCGGCAUGGGAGGCAAACUGCACGAGCGGGUGUCUCUCCUCCUCCAGCCUCACGACGUCAAGGUGGCCUCGCCGCCGUCGAGGAGCACUCGGAGCCUGCUGCUCCACCUCGAGGCGCUCCUGAACAGGGCCUUCUUCGAGGACUUCGAGUCGGUCGGGUUCCAGAAGAGCGCGACGAACACGAUACUGAACCCGGUGGAUCGGUGCGAGGCCAACCUCACGUCGUUCAACGUGCUGUGCAAGGUGAAGUGGGACGACGUGUUGAAUAAAGGCACGAGGCAUUUCAGCGAAGAGUUUAGCAGAUUUUGCGAUCGGAAGAUGAGCGAGAUCGUGGGCAUGUUGGGAUGGACGAGGGCGUGGCCGGAGCCGCUGCUGCAGGCAUUCUUCGGGGCGUCCAAGGGGGUGUGGCUGGUCCACCUGCUGGCGAACUCGGUCCACCCGGGCCUGCCGAUCUACCGGGUGGACAAGGGGGCCCGGUUCGACCCAGUCUACAUGGAUGACAUGGGCACAGACAGCGCCCGGGACAGGCUCAUCCCGACCGUGGUCCGGAUCAUGGUUGCACCCGGGUUCUACGUCUACGGCCACGUGGUCAAGUGCAAGGUACUGUGCCGGUACUACAGUAGCGGUAGCGCAAAUGGUAUGCUCAUUGAUGACAAGGGCUCUCUUUCAGCAACCUCGCCUUAAUUAGAUCGUGUUUGAACUUUUGAAUUUGAGACCAUUUCUCUCUUUUUCACCCAUCAAUGUUUUUUUUGUAGUCUCUUUCUCUCUCUCUCUCUCUCUCUCUCUCUCUGUAAUAUGAUAAUAGCAGGGGACAUUUUCGUGGAACUUAUUUAAUCUUAAACAUUGUCGAUUCUUUCUUUUCUUUUUCUUUUUUUAAUUUUUGGAGGUGAAGGGUCCAAACGUUUUGGCAGUUGGACUUGGGACCGGGGGUAUAGAGGAUGAAAACAACGCGUCUUUUGGGUCAAAGUAAGAUUUUGGCAUUUUGU